Vigna unguiculata (cowpea) is the source of this 780-nucleotide messenger RNA. RefSeq lists its product as uncharacterized. Lineage: Eukaryota; Viridiplantae; Streptophyta; Magnoliopsida; Fabales; Fabaceae. The record is from RefSeq and is a predicted model, not a curated record.
AUGUCGACAGUGCAUCAUUACUACAGUGUGAUGAGGGUGAAUGAUGAACACACCACGGUUCUGCCUGGUGAUUAUUUCAACUUUGAUGUCAAAGUUAGAUUCCACUCAGCCAAUACAUUCCCAGCAGGGUUACAGCAUCAUCUUUCUCCGGCGGCAAUACCCGCUCAAGAUUUCUUCCAACAGGGUCCAACCUUCUUACACACCAUGUUCUCACUUUCACCUUUCUCCCUUUUUGGAUGUACGGAGCAAAUAAUAGAAGGGGUUCUUUCCGAUGUUCAAGGCUUGUUUCGAGUUGAAAACCUUUCUUCUUUUAUUUCUCUGGAACCUCAGGAAUCUCAAAACCGAAUCAUCCCUUUAACUAUCACGGUUAUAAUAUUGAAAUUUGAAGAUCGUGCAAUUAUUGAAGAGGGCAGACAGAGGUAUAUAAGGAGCCAGAGGGUGAGUUCAAGAAGGAGUGAAAGGCUCGCUACAAGAAGGAGCGAGAGGCUGAGAGCGAGUCAGAGGCAAAGUUCUAGGCAGAAUCAGAGGCAGAGUUCUGAAGUGGAAUAUGAUUCCGAUGAUGAAGUCAUGAUAAAUUCAUUUUUGAAGAAGUGUACUGUCAUCAGAGGACGUGAAGAUUGCUGUAUCUGCUUGGAAGAGUUGAGUGUCAAUCCUGAGUGCUACACGUUGCCAUGCCAACAUGCCUUUCAUCUUCCAUGUAUCCUCACAUGGCUCAAAAACAGUCAAGCGUGUCCCUUGUGUCGCCACUCUUUGCGGACAGCUGAGACAGCUGAGAACUAG